Rotaria sordida is the source of this 511-nucleotide messenger RNA. Lineage: Eukaryota; Metazoa; Rotifera; Eurotatoria; Philodinida; Philodinidae. The record is from the annotation of a GenBank genome assembly.
AUGAAUAUGUUAGAACUUUUGAAAUCAAUCAUCACUGAAAUUUACUCGACCGAUUCAACUGCGGCAGUCGCUUUCAGUCUCGUAAACACAGAAGUUAGCUCCAUCACCAAUAAGAUGUGGACCGCAGCAGUUAAUGCGCCAUCAAUUAAAGGUAGGUUAUUGUUGAUGAUUGACUUGGAAGUGAGAAUGAUUAGUGAUGGUGAACGUUAUGUGAAUAAAAUUAUUGUCAUUACUCAGACGCACUGAAAAUACUAGUGACAAUCGUAGGUCAUAUGAUCACUGUUCGAAGAAUUUUACUCGUUUUUCCAUAGUUUACACAUGCGAAUGUGCUCGACUGUUUUGUAGAAACGGCAUAAUUUAUUUAUAGACAGACCUCAUAAGUGUCUAAUCAGAAUGAUGGUUUUCUCUGCCUUGCAUUUCUGCCAUGACUUCUCAGUGAAAGGAUGUAAUCAUUUUUUUAAAUGAAAAGAAUGCAAUGACUCUGUCUUGUAAAGCAAUUGUGUGCCCUCAC